GCUCCAUAGCACUUGUUCCAGCUAGCUAGGAGAGAGAGCUUUGUUUAGGCGGCGGCAAGAUGAACAGGAAGCCAGGAGACUGGGACUGCAGGGCGUGCCAGCACCUCAACUUCAGCCGUCGGGAUGCAUGCCAGCGCUGCAGUGAACCACGUGGAGUUGGUGAUCGUAGCGGCGGUGGUGGCGACUUGGGUGGGCGUGGUGGUUCCUCCUUCGGCGGUGGCUUUGGUGCUGGCUCUGAUGUCCGCCCUGGUGACUGGUACUGCUCCUGCGGCGCACACAACUUCGCCAGCCGCUCCAACUGCUUCAGGUGCUCUGCCUACAAGGAGGAGGCUGCCGGCGCCUUUGAUAGUGACAUGUCACGCUCACGCGGCUACGCCGGCUUCGGCAGCGGCGCUGCCGCCCGUACCAACCGCCCCGGUUGGAAGUCUGGAGACUGGAUCUGCACCAGGUCCGGUUGCAACGAGCACAACUUCGCUAGCAGGAUGGAAUGUUUCAGGUGCAACGCGCCACGGGACUCCGGUAGCGCUGCCACGACGACCUACGAAAACUACUUGCACUGAGGUGUAGGUAGAGCAAAGUUUACAGCUAUAGCGCGCGUCGACGAAGCAGGAGCAGCAGCAGCAGCAUGAAUUGAAGAGGAGUCCUCAUCAUCACAUCAUAAGGGAGCAGCAGUAGAUUUAAUUGCAAAAUUAAAGACACCCGCGAUGCAUGCCCUAUCACUAGUUUUGUUCCACCGGUACCCCUACCGCGCGUUUCUUUUAAGAUUUGGUUCCCCAUUUAUCUGGGGACAGUAGACCCCAGAUGAGACCUAUGUUUGCUGUUUCAUUUUCAGUUACGUUCGUCUCCGCAUGCAUGUUUGCGCUUGGAUCUGAUGUAACCCCAAAACGCUUGCUUCACAAGUACUAUUAACUAGUUCUGUUGCCUUCCU
This is a messenger RNA of Zea mays, 928 nucleotides long. RefSeq lists its product as uncharacterized. The record is from RefSeq and is marked predicted. NCBI's taxonomy places the organism in Eukaryota, Viridiplantae, Streptophyta, Magnoliopsida, Poales, Poaceae. The transcript is spliced from 4 exons. Bases 60 to 560 code for a protein of 166 amino acids. Gene Ontology annotation, molecular function: mRNA binding. Gene Ontology annotation, cellular component: cytoplasm.